This is a messenger RNA of Entamoeba dispar SAW760, 1287 nucleotides long. RefSeq names its product werner helicase interacting protein, putative. The coding region runs from base 1 to 1287 and encodes 428 amino acids. The record is from RefSeq and is a predicted model, not a curated record. Gene Ontology annotation, biological process: regulation of DNA repair; DNA-templated DNA replication. Lineage: Eukaryota; Evosea; Mastigamoebida; Endamoebidae. Gene Ontology annotation, molecular function: single-stranded DNA helicase activity; DNA binding; ATP binding. Gene Ontology annotation, cellular component: nucleus. The transcript has a single exon.
AUGAAGCCAAUGGAACAGACAUCAAUAUAUUCUUUUGUUAAAUCAAAAAAUUUAAAAGCAGAGUUAUCACAUACUUUUGGUACAUUGGCUGAAAGAAGAAGACCACAAAAAAUUGAGGAGGUGGUUGGACAAUUAAAAACUAGAGAUGAUAUCAUUCAUCAAAUUACAGUUUUAGGGAAGAUUGAUUCAAUGAUUUUCUUUGGACCACCUGGGUGUGGGAAAACAACAUUAUGUAAAUUGAUUAAAGGGUACUUCGAAAAGUCAUUUAUUGAAUUAGAUGGAAGCUCAAUUAAUACAAAAAUGACUAAAGACCUUAAAAGUAUUAUUAAAAAAAAUAAAGAAACAACACACUCUCAAACCAUUAUUUUUAUUGAUGAAAUUCAUUGUAUUAGUCCAAUAGUACAAGAACUUCUUAUUGAUUUGCUUAAAGAAAAAACAAUUCAUUUAAUUGGAACAACAACCCAAGUUCCAUCAUUUUGUCUUUCAAAAGAAUUACUUCUCUUUGUGAGGGUUAUUAUGUUGGAACGAUUGAGUGAAACAUCAUUGAAGGAAAUUAUUAAAAGAGCAAUAAAUGCUGAAUACUCAAAAUACAUAGUUAGUGAUGAAAUAAUUAAUAAGAUCAUCGACUCAAGUGAUGGAGAUGGAAGAAUGGCAUUAAAUAAUUUAGAAAGAUUGAUUCAAUGCGCUGAGUUGGAAAAAGUAAAUGAGAUUAGUAUAAAAUUUGUUCAUGAAAUCAUUGGAAAAAAAUCUCUUAAUUAUGAUAAACGAGGGGAUGAACAUUAUAAUUUAAUAAGUGCAUUUCAGAAAAGCAUAAGAGGAAGUGAUGAAGAUGCUUCAGUUUAUUGGUUAGAACGUAUGAUUCUUUCAGGUGAAAAACUUAGUUAUAUUACUCGGAGAAUGUUAAGGAUAGCAAGUGAAGAUAUUGGAAUGGCAGAUACUAGUGCGACAACAGUUAUAUCAAAUGUUGCGUAUGCUGUUGAUGUUUUAGGGUAUCCUGAUUGUAAAUGUUGUUUAGUUGAAGGUGUUUUAUAUUUAGCAAGAGCAAGAAAAUCAAAUUUUUUAGAUGUAUUAGAUGCAGCAGGAAGAACCUCUAAGAAGCAAAAAUACUCUGUUCCAUUGGAAGUAUCUUUGAUGAGUAAGCAUUGUCUUUUUAAAUCAAAGAAGUUCUCUAAUAAUAAAAAUAUUUUUCGACCAAAACCUAUUAUGAAAGAAAAGCAAAUGUUAUAUUCUCGUUUUGUAAGACCUGUAGAUUAUGAAAGCAUCCUUCCAACACAACCACAACACUAA